This is a messenger RNA of Durusdinium trenchii, 1196 nucleotides long. The record is from the annotation of a GenBank genome assembly. NCBI's taxonomy places the organism in Eukaryota, Dinophyceae, Suessiales, Symbiodiniaceae.
GCUUGACAGAAACAAUCCCACAGACAAAGCUGCCAAUGUAGCCAGACACAGUGAUGCAAUGAUGCUGCUUUGAACCCAUGAAUGACGAACUGGAGACCUGCUGCGUUUGCCUUGAUGCUUUGAGCUCCGCCCCAUCAUCGAUCCUUGUGUCAAGCUCACAUCGAGUUUGCCACCACUUUAUCCACACUUUAUGCGCCGAGAAGCUGAGUCCACGAAAGUGCCCUCUAUGUCGACAGUGCUUUGCGCACGUGUCAGUCCCUUUGGACCAGCGAUGGCUGUCGUCCACAGCACCCGAGGAAAUCAUUCGCGGCCUCCGUCGUCUUGAAGGACUGCCAGAGCCAUCUUCAAAUGAGGUGGAGAGGGCCCCAGCGCAAUGUGUCAUUGAGAUCCUUGCGGCAACACUUCCUAUACCCGAGGAGAUUCUAAUGCAGGAGCUUCGCACCCACGAGGAAACAAUUUCAGCCGAGAAUUUCAGUCAAAUACUGCUUGGCCUGGGAAUCCAACCGCUUCAACCACAAAGGAUUGGUGAAAGCUUGGUUCCAAGACACAAGACUCUGGUGCGGUACUCUUCAUUGCGACGCACGUACUGGAGACUUCGUUGGCUUUCCUUAAAAGCCUGUGGUGCAGCUGGUGCGGGAUGCUCGUGGGGUGCAGCUGGACUCUCAGCAGGCGUGCUGCUGGGUGGUGCAGCUGCGAUUCCACAUCGUGCUUUGCCUGACAUGCAGACCCACGAGAAUCAGAUGAUCAUGGCAAUCAAAGCAGCUUAUUUCGGCGGAUUGCUACUCUAUUACGGUAUGCAGCGCUUGGAUCUCGUGGCAAUUGGAUUGAAAGUGGGUUCUGCAGUGGGCGUUGCAUAUGGUUUCUUCCAUGGCUUGGCAGUUGUUGAUCCAGAGAACCAUGGCUUUCGAAGUGCCUUUUGGGCUGGCCUGACGGGCUUCUCGAGCACUCCUCCCUGCCGCAUCUACGGCAACCAAAGAGUUGCGUGGCCUGGUCAGCCAAAAGAACUUUAGCGGUGAUUUCUGAGGGUGGCGAUUAUGGUGUUCUCCGUGUACAGACCAACACUGCCACAAAAAGCUUAAGAGCGCAGUUGGAACACACACAGAGUUGAUUCUGACGUGUUCCAUCCAUGAUCCUCGACAAUGUUUCUUAGACGGAGGUCUAUUGGAGUGGCAUAGCAAAGCUCUACCGGGAUGCCC